AUGCCUGGAGGUUUGGGAUCCUCCUACCGCUCCCUGACCGGUGAUGUCUACCGACCGACGACAGUCUACAAUGAAACUAAGUUUAGUGUUCUUGAGUCGAUGAAGAAAGCGUUUAGCUUCACUUCAAAUCAGAAGACUUCAGAACCACUUUUGAAUAAGGAUCAGGCAGCAGUAGUUUCAAGGAAGAUGCCUACUUCAGCUAAUGCAGAGAAAGAUGCCUUGCUCGGGUAA
This is a messenger RNA of Nezara viridula (southern green stink bug), 231 nucleotides long. NCBI's taxonomy places the organism in Eukaryota, Metazoa, Arthropoda, Insecta, Hemiptera, Pentatomidae. The record is from the annotation of a GenBank genome assembly.